AUGAAGGAGGCUGCUGCGCCCCCACGCCGUAGCGCCCGUCUGGCUGCCGCACCUCCGUACGACAAGUCAGGCCUCGGCAGCGGCAGCGGCAGCAGCAGCAGCCAGAAGAAGAAGAAGAAGUCUGCCGUCCCCGUCGACGUGGUGGCGGCGGAAGACGGGAAGGAAAAGAGGCCCUCGGCCUCGACGUCAUCGCUCCAGCAGCAGCAGCAGGAGCUGCCCCAUCCGCCACCUCCGCGCACCUACGGCCGCCGGCGCGUCACCGCCGCCGCCGCCGCCGCCGCCACGUCGUCCAUCGGCUCGAGCAGCAACAGGCGGUCCACGCGCGCGGCCAAGAAGCGGAAGCUCGCCGACGACGAGGUCGACACGUCGGCGCUGGUGGGCCUCGAGGAGGAGCGCGACGAGGCCGAGGAGGAGCGGGAGGCGCUCGGCAUGGAGGAGGGCGAAUCCGAGUACCAGGAGGAACCCGCUGCGGCUGAGGACGAAGAGGACUACUAA
Messenger RNA from Acanthamoeba castellanii str. Neff, 495 nucleotides. RefSeq lists its product as uncharacterized. The record is from RefSeq and is a predicted model, not a curated record. NCBI's taxonomy places the organism in Eukaryota, Discosea, Longamoebia, Acanthamoebidae. Bases 1 to 495 code for a protein of 164 amino acids. The transcript is spliced from 3 exons.